This is a messenger RNA of Baudoinia panamericana UAMH 10762, 993 nucleotides long. RefSeq lists its product as uncharacterized. Gene Ontology annotation, biological process: translation. Gene Ontology annotation, cellular component: ribosome. Lineage: Eukaryota; Fungi; Ascomycota; Dothideomycetes; Mycosphaerellales; Teratosphaeriaceae. The record is from RefSeq and is a predicted model, not a curated record. Bases 1 to 993 code for a protein of 330 amino acids. Gene Ontology annotation, molecular function: structural constituent of ribosome. The transcript has a single exon.
AUGCCGCCACGAAUCCCACUCUUCCAAUGCCUGAGGGUUCAAGCAAACACCCAACAAGCCAAGACACGAGCAGAACGGUUGGCGACCCGUCAACACACGCCCUCGCGAACCUUCACCUCCUCAUCCCCCGUCAAUGCCUCCACCGUCACGCAGCGAAGACGGAAGCAUGACCCCUACGCCAUCGCACAAGCCAAAGCGCGCAAAGCAGCGAACCUCAGUCGGCAGGAAGUGCUCAAAAAAGAACGAGCGGCAAGCCUCGGCGAUCCCAUCCGUGGCAUAACAACUCCCUUCGUCCAGUCCUUCGACACAGCACUUCCCCCCGAACCCGCAGUGCAGUCGCAAUCAACGCAGACGCGGGUCUCAUCCCCGCCAUCUCCCUCUUCAUCCGGUGUACAAUCCGAAACAGACGCACACCUAAACUUCUACCUCAGCAAGACCGAAUUACAAAACAGCAUAACCCACAGCGUCCACCUCUCCACCCCCACAAGCCCAACCCCCGACUUCCAACAAGACGACCCGACUUCCCCAAUCUCCCCCGAACAACGACAAGCCAUCCUCGACCAAAACCACCGCACGGCAGAAGAAGCAAUCACCCGCAUCGCCUCCCUCUCCCUCGGCAGCUCCAAGGACCGCUUGCGCGUCAACAUCCAACGCUGCAUCUCCACCUUUGGACGUCGCCACACCGACACAACCCUACCCCAUUCAACCCCAAUGAAUCCCGAGUCAAGCACCCCCCGCAUAGGUCCAGACACAGGCAGCCCCGAAGUCCAAAUCGCCAUCCUGACCGCCAAAAUCCGCACCCUCGCCGACUUCCUCGGCACGAGGGGCAGGCAGGAUAAAGUGAACAAGCGCAAUUUACGCGUGCUGGUGCACAAGCGGCAGAAAUUGUUGCAGUAUUUGCGCCGGCAGGAUCGCGGCGGGGGGAGGUGGAGGCAUUGUGUGGAGACACUGGGGUUGGGGGAGGGGUGUUGGAGGGGGGAGAUUAGCUUGUAA